AUGCAUCGCAGUCGUCUCCUUAAGAAUCCUGCGGCGUUUUAUGAAUUUGUCGACAAUAAUUUCCUGAACAACAAACGUCCACCUGUACCUGGUGGUUCAUGGCCUUAUGAGAGUCUUCGCGGAAAGAGCCUUGCGGACCUGCAGCAGAUCUGGUUCCUUUUGGUAAAGGAGCGCAACAUGCUGCAGUCGAUGCGGGAACACUAUCUGCGACACCAGGAGGAACUCGGGGCCAUGCCGGCGCCGUCGAGGCUGCGAAUGGUGCAGGAGUCCAUGCGCAACAUCCGCCGUGUCGUGCAGGAACGCGAGGCGGCGGCCACGGCGAAGGCCACGGCGAUCUUCCGCGAGCGGCUGCAGCGCGGAGUCUACCGAUUCCCGCCGGGCCCGCCGCCGCCACCGGGCGCCCACUCGAAGACGGUUGUUGUGAAAGUGACACUCGAGCGUCGUGUGGCAGAGGAGCGGCUGCGGGAAUUGUUUGGCCGCUACGAUGUGUUUGAGUCGCACAGAGGCAUCGUGCGGGUGGAGCUGCGACUGCCGGAGGACGUGAUGCGACGCAAGGAGGAGGCAGAACAGGUGUGGACGCAAUACGUUGCGGAGAAAAGUGAUGUGAAGGCAUACCAUCAGUGGGCCGCUGCGCCAAGUGUGUACGAUUACACAAAUGUCGAACUCGCACCCGGUGUGUUCGCGAAUGACGCUGUAAGGGAACAUAUGGAUGGAGAAAAGAAAGAUAAAAACGACAAUGAGAGUUGUAGUGGAGAUAGUAGCAACGGUAGUAUUGAGAAAAGUAAUAAAAUUGAUGAAAAUGGGGCCAUUAUAGCAGCAAGUUUGCCCGUACCACCGAGCAAAGAGAGGCCAACACCACCAAAGAAUCCACUGGAGCGACUCAAAGCUGAACGCCGAUCGUAUCUUGCAAAAAGUGUUAUCCAGCUCGGCUACUUCCCCAAUAUCACGAUGGAGCCGCCACGUUAUAAAAGUGUUGAGGAGGUGCCACGUCCAACUCAUCCAGAUGAAAUUGAGGGUCCAUGGGAGGCAUACAUCACUUAUGACCAAAGUGACGGUCUGGCAUAUGCGCAGUCGCUUGGUAUCACUACUAUUGAUGGAACAAAGGUAAUCGAGAUAGCGGAACAUAAGCGUGAGCCCCAGCCAUAUUCUGAGUUUGACCCUGUUUAUCAAGAAGCUCUGCGUCGUGAAUCAGCACGGGAAGAGACUCUUAUGAAAUGGCCACACGUGCCUGAAUGGAAAUACGACUACAGCACAUACACACGUAAACAUCUUUCUGAAAUUGUACGCUACAAUUACAGCAAUGUUGUGGAUUACGUGGAUCGUGAGGUUCUCCUAACAGGGAAAUCUGUUUGGGAGUGUCCCAUUGACAUUGAUCAUACAUGUGGUGGUGCCAAAUCUGUGCCGCCACAUGCAAAGAAGCCGAUAAGAUACAUGGAUGCGGGGAUUACCGAAGUGGGUGUCACAGAUAUCUAA
Trypanosoma theileri is the source of this 1473-nucleotide messenger RNA. RefSeq lists its product as uncharacterized. The coding region runs from base 1 to 1473 and encodes 490 amino acids. Gene Ontology annotation, cellular component: mitochondrial ribosome; mitochondrial large ribosomal subunit. NCBI's taxonomy places the organism in Eukaryota, Euglenozoa, Kinetoplastea, Trypanosomatida, Trypanosomatidae. The record is from RefSeq and is a predicted model, not a curated record. The transcript has a single exon. Gene Ontology annotation, biological process: mitochondrial translation. Gene Ontology annotation, molecular function: structural constituent of ribosome.